AUGCAACAAGCUAGCUUAAUACAACAAUCUAAUUUUACUCAACAAUUACUUUUUCCAGGUCAACAUUAUAUGCCAACUUUAUUCUAUAAUCUAUUUUCAACAUAUAAUUCCUUUGGAAUACCUUUUUCAACACCAAUUCAAUUAUCUUCACAACAGACAUUACCUACAAUUAAAAGUUUUUUAAAAUUUCAACAAAAAAUUUCUGUACAACUACUUGCUGAAUUAUCAAAUGAAGAUUUUAUAAAAUGUGAUAUAGAUACUAUUGGUGCAUGUCAAACACUUAGAAAAUAUACUGCAAAAUAUAAUAUAAUUCCUACCUUAUCAUGCAAUAAAUU
Dentiscutata erythropus is the source of this 335-nucleotide messenger RNA. NCBI's taxonomy places the organism in Eukaryota, Fungi, Glomeromycota, Glomeromycetes, Diversisporales, Gigasporaceae. The record is from the annotation of a GenBank genome assembly.